GCAGCGUCACCACAGCCAGAAAAACAAAAUCGAAGGGAACAACAACAGAACACAACAGAACACUACACAUGAUAAUAGGAUAAUGGCAUGGUCACUCACACUGCCACCACCUCCUUCCCUUCCCACCUUCCACCACCACACCACCCACUUUCUUUUUUGCCAUCGAGUACCCUUCACCAGGCUCCGCCACCGCCCAAUCCUUUCUCUUGUUCCCUCUGCUGGGAACAAAGACACCGACCUGCGUGUCUCUUCUCUUCAGGAUCAGCAACGCGAUGACGACGACGACGACAACGAAGAAGAGCCAACCCCUCAGGACCUUCAAUACAUUGCCCAAAUCAAAAGGGUUUUGGAGCUUCUCAAGAAAAACCGGGACAUGAUCUUCGGUGAGGUCAAAUUAACCGUAAUGAUUGAGGACCCCAGAGAAGUUGAGAGAAGAAGAUUACUUGGUAUUGAAUAUUCUGAAGGCCCAGCAAGAGAGGAUCUAGUUGAGGCUUUGGAAGAAGUCAAUGAAGGAAAGAUUCCAAAGAAUAGAGCUGCUCUCCAGAUGCUUGCUGAGGAAUUGGCUUCAUGGCCUAAUAUAGAGGAUGAAGCACCAAAGAAAAAGCGCGGCAAAUCUCUCUAUGCCAAAGCCACUGAUACUGGAAUUGAUCCUGAAGUGGCCGCAAAGAAACUGAACCUUGAUUGGGAUUCAGCUGCUGCUGAAAUUGAAGAGGUGAAUGUCGACGAUGACACACAAGUGCCUCCAGCAGUGGGUUAUGGAGCACUAUAUUUGGUUUCGGCUUUCCCUAUUAUUAUAGGUAUUUCAGUAGUUCUGAUUUUGUUUUACAAUUCCCUACAGUAGGAAUUGUUAUUCCACUCAAAUUCAGUGUAUAAUGUUACACUGUAAUGAAAUGAGCAAGUAAAUCUCAAUGUUCACUGUUUGUUAGCAUAAUUAUAUUGAAAAGCAAAUUUACUUA
Vigna angularis (adzuki bean) is the source of this 956-nucleotide messenger RNA. RefSeq names its product ycf3-interacting protein 1, chloroplastic. The transcript is spliced from 6 exons. Gene Ontology annotation, biological process: photosystem I assembly; response to photooxidative stress. The record is from RefSeq and is a predicted model, not a curated record. The coding region runs from base 83 to 841 and encodes 252 amino acids. Gene Ontology annotation, cellular component: chloroplast thylakoid membrane. NCBI's taxonomy places the organism in Eukaryota, Viridiplantae, Streptophyta, Magnoliopsida, Fabales, Fabaceae.